This is a messenger RNA of Arachis duranensis, 2671 nucleotides long. Its product is annotated as long chain acyl-CoA synthetase 6, peroxisomal. NCBI's taxonomy places the organism in Eukaryota, Viridiplantae, Streptophyta, Magnoliopsida, Fabales, Fabaceae. The transcript is spliced from 22 exons. Gene Ontology annotation, biological process: fatty acid metabolic process. Gene Ontology annotation, cellular component: membrane; endoplasmic reticulum. The record is from RefSeq and is a predicted model, not a curated record. Gene Ontology annotation, molecular function: long-chain fatty acid-CoA ligase activity.
AAAAAAAAUCCGGAUCAUCAGUAUCCUCGCUUUGCGUGCCACGCUCCUUACAUUUCUAUCAUUUUCUUUUCCAUUAUAUAGUUUUUAUUCAUUUUUCUGAGGAAAAAAAAACGCAAUAAGAAGAAGGAAAAAAAAAAAAAGAAAAAAAAAUAGAGUCGUUCUCUUCUCCUUUGUGUCUAAGCUCUGAGUUUAAGCUUUCGCGUUAAUGGAUUCAGCUCCUGCUCAACGUCGUCUCAAAGCCAUCCACGGUCACCUAGUCUCCGCCGCGGAUUCUCCCACCGCCCACCUCUGUCAGAACCCCACCGCCGGCGAGUUCUUCUCUGAACAGGGGUACAGUGUUGUAUUACCAGAGAAAUUGCGGACAGGAAAGUGGAAUGUGUAUAGAUCCUCACGUUCUCCUCUCAAGCUAGUGAGCAGAUUCCCUGAUCAUCCUGAAAUUAGUACACUGCAUGAUAAUUUCGUGCGUUCAGUUGACACUUUUCGAGACUAUAAGUAUCUGGGAACCCGAAACCGUGUUGAUGGAACAGUUGGGGAGUACAAGUGGAUGACUUUUGGAGAAGCAGGUACUGCACGGUCAGCUAUAGGCUCUGGUUUGAUUUAUUAUGGAAUUCCAAAGGGAGCUUGCGUUGGCAUAUACUUUAUUAAUAGACCGGAGUGGCUCAUUGUUGACCAUGCUUGCGCUGCAUAUUCAUACAUAUCAGUGCCUUUAUAUGAUACUCUUGGUCCUGAUGCUGUCAGGUAUAUUGUUAAUCAUGCUGCUGUGCAAGUAAUAUUUUGUGUGUCUCAAACAUUAAAUUCGUUGCUGAGCUUCUUGUCAGAGAUUCCAAGUGUACGACUAAUUGUGGUAGGUAUUAUAUACGAUUAAUUUUUCUGUUAAAUUAAAUCUGCAUUGUUUAUCCAUGUUGUUACCACUUGCCUUUUUCUGCCUUGGAUGUAGGGAAGCAGUAAUCUUCAGCCCUUUAGCCCACCAAAACCUGAUGAUGUUGCAACUAUUUGCUAUACAAGUGGUACAACUGGAACCCCAAAGGGGGCUGUCUUGACCCAUGCAAACUUCAUUGCAAAUGUUGCUGGGACCACUAUGGAUGAAAAAUUUGGCCCUUCUGAUGUUUAUAUAUCAUAUCUCCCUUUAGCACACAUUUAUGAGCGGACAAACCAAGUCAUGAUAGUACAUUUUGGCAUUGCAGUGGGAUUCUACCAGGGGGAUAAUUUGAAACUAAUGGAUGAUCUAGCUGCUCUCAGGCCUACUAUCUUCUGCAGUGUCCCUCGGUUGUAUAAUAGAAUAUAUGCUGGUAUUCUUAAUGCUGUUAAAACAUCUGGUGUUCUGAGGGAGAGGCUAUUUAAUGCUGCAUAUAAUGCUAAAAGGCAAGCAUUAUUGAAUGGUAAGAACCCUUCUCCAAUGUGGGACAGAUUAGUUUUCAACAAGAUAAAGGCAAAGCUUGGAGGACGAGUUCGCCUUAUGGUAUCGGGUGCCUCACCUUUAUCACCUGAUAUCAUGGAGUUUCUAAAGAUUUGCUUUGGUGGUCGGGUGACUGAAGGAUAUGGAAUGACUGAGACUUCUUGCGUUAUAAGCUGUAUUGAUGAAGGCGACAACCUUGGUGGUCAUGUUGGAUCUCCCAAUCCAGCCUGUGAGGUAAAACUCGUGGAUGUGCCAGAAAUGAACUAUACAUCUGAUGAUCAGCCCUAUCCGCGUGGUGAAAUUUGUGUUAGGGGUCCAAUUAUUUUUCAAGGUUAUUACAAAGAUGAAGCUCAGACGAGGGAAGUCAUUGAUGAAGAGGGGUGGCUCCAUACUGGAGAUAUUGGGACAUGGUUACCUGGAGGUCGUCUCAAAAUUAUUGAUAGGAAGAAGAAUAUCUUUAAGUUGGCACAAGGCGAGUACAUUGCACCAGAGAAGAUUGAAAACGUAUAUGUCAAAUGCAAGUUUGUUGCUCAGUGCUUUGUAUAUGGUGAUAGCCUAAACUCUUCUUUGGUAGCUGUUGUCGCGGUGGAUCCUGAUGUAUUGAAAGCAUGGGCUGCUUCGGAAGGCAUCACGUAUAAUGAUAUAUCACAACUUUGUAAUGAUCCAAGAGCGAGGGCUGCUGUCUUGGCGGACAUGGAUGCUGUCGGACAAGAAGCUCAACUUAGAGGUUUUGAAUUUGUAAAAGCUGUGACUUUGGUGCCUGAACCAUUCACAAUGGAGAACGAUCUGCUGACUCCUACAUUCAAGAUUAAGAGACCUCAAGCGAAGGAGUACUUUGCAAAAGCAAUAUCUGAUAUGUACAGUGAGCUCUCCAAAACUGAUCCUAAUCAGAAGACAUUGUGAUGCUGAAGGCCCUAUAGUAGACAAAAGAAGACGCAUCAUCAAGUGGCCCUCAUCAGAAGCUUCCUCAAGCAUUACCCUCAUAAAAAUAUCGUAUCUUGGAGGAUGACAUUUUAGACGCAUCUUAUAAGAAAGAUCCCAAGGAUACUUCUGUACUGGUAUCGUCUCAAAUAAUAAUGCCCAAAUCAGAUGAACAUUCAUAGUUUUCUUUUUGUCCUUUUCUUUUGAUAAAUGAACAUUCAUAGUAUUCACUCUAUCCAUCUAGUGGAAUAUACAAAUGGAACAAGGCUUAAUUGUUGAUGUAUUUACUUACUGUUCUUUCGGCAUUAUUAUUUUUUACAAUAAGAUAUUAAGAUGCGUUAUUUUUAUUUUUUA